Molecule: messenger RNA, 2617 nt
Organism: Bactrocera dorsalis (oriental fruit fly)
Lineage: Eukaryota; Metazoa; Arthropoda; Insecta; Diptera; Tephritidae
Product: proton-coupled folate transporter
Exons: 9
Coding region: 245-1822 (525 amino acids)
Biological process (GO): transmembrane transport
Cellular component (GO): membrane
Molecular function (GO): transmembrane transporter activity
Source: RefSeq, a predicted model, not a curated record
UAUUAUCAAAAUUAGUAUUGCAUUGAUUUUUAUGGCCGCCGGUUGUGCUAUAAAUUGGUGAUAAAAUAGCAAUGAGAAUUUAAAAAAACUAAGAAAAAGAACAAGUGAAAGUGCGAAUAAAGUGAAGUGGCUAUCGAAUAAAAAUCGACAAUAAUUUAAAUACUUCUAACGAAACAAAAGCAAAGUACAUAAGUGCCACUUGUUGAUUAGUGAUUAGAAAUACGAUUACUUAAAACGAACAAAAAUGCGAAGAAACGAGUUCGAAAACAGCACUUACAAUGCACAAAACACGCCUCCCGCAGCGGUUUAUGUGCAGAAUUCAACUUCCGAUGCCUCAGUCAAUCCAUACGAGCGCACAGAGGUGGAAGAUUUGAAUAGCGGUCAGACUAUUGUCACCGAUUCUGAUACAGUUAGCAAUACACAACAACAAUUAAAUCCACUGCGACGCAUUUUCAUAUUGGAACCGCCCAUAUUUCUGCUGAAUUUCGCCACAUCAUUGUCAUCGGUGGUAUUUACCAAUCAAUUACUUUAUCAGUCCUGCAAAGUUACAUUUGGAUACACAGAAGCCGAAUGCGAGCCGAUGUUGGGCAUUUCGAAUGCAACAAUAAAUCAUGACAUCGAAAAUCAAGUGCAGCCUUAUGUCUCACGCAUUAUAUUGGCCAAUUCAUUGGUUUCUAGUAUUAUACCCGCAGUGCUAGCGCUCUUUAUUGGCGCGUGGUCUGAUCGUUUUGGACGCCGGCCGGUGCUUUUGAUUUCACUCACUGGCAUUUUCCUGGGCUAUAUUGUCAGCUUUAUUUUAGCCAUGGUCUCCGCUGCAUCUCCCACUAAUCCUUGGCUGUAUGUUAUCGCACAAAUUCCCGCGGCAGUGACUGGCUCUUCCUGUGCUGUUAUGAUCGUCUGUUACUGUUAUAUUGCCGAUGUGGCGCCACCACAAUUGAAGGGUCUCAAAAUGGUCUUGAAUGAUGCUGCCAUCGGCGCUGGUUCCGUCAUCGGCACACUGGCGGGCAGCGCACUCUUCGCACACACUAGCAUGCAAGUCGUAUUUGUCGUUUCGGCAGCAGCAAUACUAUUAGCCUUCGUAUAUAUCUAUCGCGUGAACGAGGAGAGUUUGAAGGUGGCGCACACAACGCUGGGUUAUAAACUCUGCCAAUUCUUCAGCGUUAGUCAUGUGAUUGAUCUGGUGCGCACCUGCGUAGCCAGACGUGCCAAUUACAUGCGCACUUUCAUUUGGUUCUCCAUGAUCGCUUUGAUCAUAACUAAUUUCACAACGUCUGGUGAAGGCAACGUAUUCUACUUGUUCUUGCGCGCCAAAUUCGAUGUGACUGUCAGCCAGUACAGUGACUACAAUUCGAUUAGCGAUGCCAUACAAAUUAUUGGCGGCAUUAUUGCUGUUAUUGCAUUCAGAAAGUAUUUGCGCCUGUCUAUCGUCAGCAUGGCCAUGCUCUCUCUCCUCUCCGCAGUUGGUGAGAGCACAGUGCGCGCAGCCGCGCAGCAAUUCUGGGAAAUGUACCUCGCCACGGCGCUGGGCUUCAUGUCGGGCAUUAUUGCGCCUAUGUUGCUGACAAUACUCGCCUUUGUCACGCCCACAAACGAAACCGGCAAGGUGUUCUCCGUCACUACUGCGCUGCAGACAAUCACACCGCUCGGCGCAUCGCCGCUCUAUACAAGUGUUUACGAUGCUACACUCUCCUCCUAUCCGGGCAUGUUCAAUAUAAUCAGCGCGUUGUUGUAUUUGCUUAGUUUUGUGCUCGUUACCGUGAUAUUAAUAGUAUCGAAACGCAAGCAGAUUACCGUUAGCCCUCCAAUUCCACCCAGAUUAUAAUAUGCAAUGUUAGCAUUUAUUAUAAUGUGUCUGAAUUUUAUGAGCGUUUUUUUAAAACUGCAAAAGUAAUGAUAAACAACUCACCCUACGGUAUUAUAAGACAUCGAUUGCAUUGAAGCCUUGCUGUAGUUUGUAGAAAGUUUUCAUAAGCUCUAGUUGUUGUUAAUUUUUUUAAAUGUAAAUUCAUAUACUAUACAUAUACAUAUGUACACAUGUACAUAUAUUUCUACUCUGACAUACAGUGCAACAUUCUUGAAUUUGUCGUGUAUUUAACAAAUAUACUAAACUUUUUCCGUUGUCAUGAUAUUAUAAAGAUUAAUUAUAAUAUUGGGUAGUCGAAAAAGUAUUUUCGUAUUUUGUCAUUAGAUGUCGUUGCAGUUGUAUGCCACAAUGUAAGCACCAAUGAAAUUUGUGAAGUCUAGGGAGACUAUGCUGUAUCAGUUCAUGUACCACAACAAUGGUUCGCUCGCUUCUGUUCUGGAAAUUGCGAAAUUUCGAUUUACUCAGAUGGAAUAAUGUCUCUAGCGAAAAAAUGGCAAAAAGUGUUCGACAUGGUACAUAUUUGUUUAUUUAUUAUUAUUACAAAUAUAAAAAAAAUAAGUUGAAGUUUGACUAGAAAUACGAAAAGACUUUUUCGACUACCCAAUAUUUAGGCUUAAAAUACCUUAAAUGUUUCACAAGCUUUUUUAAUGAUAAGCACUUACGGAGUUUAGCAUUUAUUUUAUAUUUAUAAGAAUUUAAAAGUAAAUAAAUUAUAAUGAAGAGGAAAAUCAACUUAUUCUAAAAGUGAUCAGA